Messenger RNA from Beauveria bassiana ARSEF 2860, 636 nucleotides. RefSeq names its product oxidoreductase-like protein. The record is from RefSeq and is a predicted model, not a curated record. The transcript is spliced from 2 exons. NCBI's taxonomy places the organism in Eukaryota, Fungi, Ascomycota, Sordariomycetes, Hypocreales, Cordycipitaceae. The coding region runs from base 1 to 636 and encodes 211 amino acids.
AUGUCACCUACCGAUUUCGAAAUCUUUGCCCCCGAGUUUGACAAACGAGAUGAUUGUGUCGACGUGACCUUUUGCGACGGCACGGCCGAAACAUAUGACAUGCUCAUUGGUGCUGAUGUUGACUCUAUCAACAUGGGCAUCUACAUGUGCAAGACGCUGCGCAUCUCAAACACAAACAAGCUGAUCACGCUCUACGUUGCCACCGGGAAGCGAAUGUUGAUGACCCAUAUUCAAUCCUAUACCAAGUAUAAGUUCACAUGGGCGUCCGCGGCACACGAGAAGGAGCUGGGCGGUGUACGCGCUCAAGAUGUGGAUGCGCAGAAAGCAUUCUUUGGCGGGCUGUUCCAGAACGCCGGGUUGCGCGCCGAGGAGCUCGUCGGGUCCAUUCACAAAGCCACCGACUUUUACGUCUCGUCGACGCACAUGAUUUGCAGCGGCAUGUGGUCUGCGAACCGCGUCGUGCUCGUCGGCGACGCGGGCUACUUGCCGACGCCCCUCUCAGGCUUCGGCACCAGCGUAGCGCCGAUUGGAGCCACGAUGCUCGCGGGCGAGAUUGCCAAGUAUGGGCUGGAGCAGCUGCCUAAGGCUCCCGAAGCGUAUGAAAAGAGUUUUCGUCCGUACGUGGAAAAGUCGUAG